CUUGCCUAUCCUCCCCUCUGUCUCCUCAUUGCCACCUAGUCUCCCCAGCCAGCUGGCUCCCGCACGUAUCUGCACACACUUACAUACAAAGGCUGGGAAGGGUCAGACACCAUCUGGGCACUCUUAGUCCUCCCUUUCCCUCCCCCCUCCCCCCACUGCCCUCCCCCACCUCUAGCUGACCAUGGCAUCUGAAGCAGAGAAGACAUUCCAGCGGUUUGCUGCCUUUGGAGAAUCGUCAAGCAGUGGCGCUGAAAUGAACAACAAGAACUUCUCCAAGCUAUGCAAAGACUGUGGCAUCAUGGAUGGCAAGUUGGUCACCUCCACGGAUGUGGACAUUGUAUUCAGCAAAGUCAAGGCCAAGAAUGCCCGGACCAUAACAUUUCAGCAGUUCAAAGAGGCAAUGAAGGAACUGGGCCAGAAGCGGUUCAAAGGGAAGAGUGAAGGCGAAGCCCUGGAGGACAUUUAUAAACUCAUGGAGGGCAAGGACCCAGCCACCACCGGCGUUACUAAAGCAACAACAGUGGGUGGAGUGGACCGUCUGACGGACACCAGCAAGUACACCGGCAGCCACAAGGAGCGCUUUGAUGAGAGUGGCAAGGGCAAGGGCAUCGCAGGACGGGAAGAGACAACUGAAAAGUCAGGCUACGUGAGCGGCUACAAGGGUGCUGGCACCUAUGAUAAGAAGAAGUAACGAGCAGCCUCGUCUUAGCCUAGUAGCCCCCUGACCCUGCAUCUUUAACACCAGGGAGCUGGGGAAACAAUAAACAUCUGUGUGUGCAGCAA
Microcebus murinus (gray mouse lemur) is the source of this 783-nucleotide messenger RNA. RefSeq names its product tubulin polymerization promoting protein family member 2 (gene TPPP2). Gene Ontology annotation, molecular function: tubulin binding. The record is from RefSeq and is a predicted model, not a curated record. Gene Ontology annotation, cellular component: microtubule. Lineage: Eukaryota; Metazoa; Chordata; Mammalia; Primates; Cheirogaleidae. Gene Ontology annotation, biological process: microtubule polymerization; positive regulation of protein polymerization; microtubule bundle formation.